GUGACAUGAUCUCCUCAGACAACUCAGUAUGAUGUCCGCCGAGGCGCUGGGUAUGGAGAAUUACUCAGAGGAGCAGCAGUGCAGAUCCAGCAGGAGGCGUCUGUAGGAGAUAGAUCCGAGUGCUGCGUUUCCGGAUCACCAUGAGCGGCUGUGCAUUCUGUGCCAUUACAGUGCAGAUCCAGCAGGAGGCGUCUGUAGGAUAUAGAUCCAAGUGCUGCGUCUCCGGAUCACCAUGGUCGCCAUUCGCAGCGAGCCUGUGUAAGCUGCCAUCCGGACACCAGGGUCCAAUACAGGUUGUGACCCAGUUCAAAACUGAGCAAGAUCCUGGGUGUGUGGAGCCGACAGCACAGAGUCCAGUGUCUGGAGACAGUCCUAUGGAGACAGACAAACAGUCCAUUUACAGGCACCCGCUGUUCCCGCUUCUCGCCCUGCUCUUUGAGAAGUGUGAGGGCUGCACACAAGGAUCAGAAGGAACAACCUCCGCCAGCUUUGACCUUGACAUAGAAACAUUUGUGAGAAGACAACAUAAGGAGGGCAAGGACUUCUUCUCAGAGGACCCUGAGACGGACAGCUUGAUGGUAAAAGCAAUCCAGGUUUUGCGGAUUCACCUUUUAGAGCUAGAAAAAGUCAAUGAACUGUGCAAAGAUUUCUGUAGCCGCUAUAUUUCCUGUCUCAAAACAAAGAUGAACAGCGAGACACUGCUGAGUGGAGAUCCAGUGGGACCAUACUCUCCAAUACAGAGUGGUAUCAGUAGUACCAUCAGUGCUCAGGGGAUUGUGGUCCCGGCAUCAGCCCUCCACCAGGGGAAUGUAGCUGUAGCAACUGUGUCAGGUGGCGCUGUGUAUCAGCCAGUUACUGUUGUCACCCCACAGGGGCAACUUGUGGCUCAAGCUUUGUCACCAGGCACCAUUCGGAUCCAGAACUCACAGUUACAGUUACAGCUCAGUCAGGAUUUGGGCCUCCUACACUCAGACGAUGGCUCUGGGAAGAACAAGCGAGGGGUGCUCCCAAAGCAGGCGACCAAUGUCAUGAGAUCCUGGCUCUUUCAGCACAUCGGGCACCCGUACCCCACAGAGGAUGAGAAGAAGCAGAUUGCGGCUCAGACAAACCUGACGUUACUUCAAGUGAACAACUGGUUUAUAAAUGCCCGACGCAGAAUCCUGCAGCCUAUGUUGGACUCCAGCACAACUGAUACUCCAAAGACAAAGAAGAAGAGUGGGCAGAGCCGCCCUGUGCAGAGGUUCUGGCCAGACUCUAUUGCAGGCGGUGCAUCGCAGCAUGGAGGAGAUAUUGGUGAUGGUGCAGUUGUGACACUUUCAGCUCCUGGUGGUCUCGGAGCAGACAGUCUGCAGUCACUGACAUCGGAUGGAGCCACUUUGGCUGUCCAGCAGGUGAUGUUAGGAGGUCAGAGUGAUGAUGAUUCUCUGGACACAGAUCAGGAGGACACAGAGACAGGACUCAGUGCAGGGGAAUUAAGGGGUCUGGUGCUGAGUGGUGGAGGACUGUAAUGGAAAGGACAGAGGCGCACCUUGUCACACACACUUUAUAUUGUCAGUGCCAUACACAUGGUGUGACAGUGAUGCACAGAACCUUGUGCCACCCCAUCAGUUUUAGCUUCACUUGCGACAAAAUAUUUGCACCUUAAAAAACUGACCGUCGCUUCCAAGGAUUUCACUGCCGAAUGAUCAUUUUAUCCUGUGCCAAAAGAGCCCGCCAUCACCAGGAGAUGGAAGCAAUGACCAGCAGACUUGAUAGCACUGAGAUGUCCUGAAGGAAGUGGGAUGAUUGACUCCCAAGCUUCUCAAUGGAUGUUCCUGCAGCUGUGAGGCUUCUGUACAUGGACAGUGACUUCCUUGUAUAUGACCAUUUCUGGCCGGGAGUCUCCAGAAAGGGUGAAAAUGAAUGAAAUGUUGAAUUUACUCCCCAAAUAGAACUGUAUUUUUGUAGAGUUGUGAAAGAAUAAACCUUGAAAAACUCAUCUAAUAUAUGUGAAUCCUCCCUGGUGAUGUGAUGGACCUCCCGGUGGAAGGAGCUGUUUCUCUAUCAUUAUAGAUCAGCGUGGGCUGGAGCUGUGUUAGGAGUGGACUUGUUACUUCUUCCAGGUCAUUGUACCGGGAGAGGCAGUAUUGCUGUGAGUUCUACACUAAUGACUAAUAAGGGGAAUAGGCUGAUGAUGUCAUUGCCUUACCAGGUUUGAAGAAAGAAUUAAGUCACACCUAUGUCAGAGUAAGUAGCAGGAGGUAGGAGGUUAGUGUCACCCAGAAGAAGCACAAGCAGCAUAGGCUGCAUUCUGUAUCACACUCCAGUACUGAGGAAAUGUCACAGCUGUACUCUUUUUAUACUGAUGCUGUACUGCACUUCCAUAGCAUACUGCCCAUGAUACAUUACCAUGGAGUAGUGUGUACCAUCAGUGUACUCUCAGUGAAUGGAACAUUCAGAAUUAUAUUGGAUCAUUCAUCUGAGCUUCUCUAGAAAGAUAUUUUAAGAACAGUUUAUAGGACUAUCUAAAAGAGGAAAAUGCAAUGUGGUCUUUUUAUAAAUUCUGUUUAAAAGUCCAGAAGAGAAGCUACUGGCAAAGUAGAUGUAACAGCAGAAGAAGGCAGCAACAUCGGGGGAGCGAGGGUGGGAAAGGAAUCCGUGCCCUGACAAAUACAAUUUAUACAAAGACAACACAAGCAGAAAUUGAGCUGGUUAAAUUCAAUUAAUGAAGGAAUAUGUAGUGGACUAGCAGCAUUAGGAUAUGUGUCAUGGACUAGAGGGAUCGGGUGGAGGCAUUAGCAUAUGUGUCAUGGAGUAGCGGAUUUGGAGUGGAGGCAUUAGCAUGUGUCAUGGACUAGAGGGAUCGGAGUGGAGGCAUUAGCAUAUGUGUCAUGUAUAGAGGGAUCGGGUGGAGGCAUUCGGUUAUGUGUCAUGGACUAGAGGGAUCGGAUGGAGGCAUUAGGAUAUGUGUCAUGGAGUAGCGGGAUCGGAGUGGAGACAUUAGCAUAUGUGUCAUGGACUAGAGGGAUCGGAUGGAGGCAUUCAGGUAUGUGUCAUGGGCUAGAGGGAUCAGGUGGAGGCAUUAAGAUAUAUGUCAUGAACUAGCAGGAUCGGAAAGGAGGCAUUAGCAUAUAUUUCAUGGACUAGAGGGAUCGGGUGGAGGCAUUAGCAUAUGUGUCAUGGACUAGAGGGAUCGGGCGGAGGCAUUUGGAUAUGUGUCAUGUAGUAGCAGAUCGGAGUGGAGACAUUAGGAUGUGGUCGGUUAGAUUAAUGGAAUGGAUUAUGUACUCUGAAACUUUACUGCUAUAUUUUUGUCCAUUCUUACAACAGUGUUGGGAAGGUUCAUUCAUCUAAUCUAUUGUGAGAUAUGGACAGUUAUAACGGAUUGUCCCAUCUUAUCUGCAGUCUCUUGGGGAAUGUCUACUUAUAUUCUGGUUCACCUCAGGAGAUACAGAAGACACUUUCUCCUGCUCUUUUAUAGUUGUAGUCCCUAUCUUGCUCUAUGGUCCCCAUAUCCUCUUAGGUGGCAUAGCUGUAGUAAUGUCACAGGUGGCAUGGGUUGUUCCAUGUAUUAAAGAUUCUUCUACAGUCUUCCCACUUGGGCUCCCUACCUGGUUGUCCUUUCUGACUGUUUAUCCCCCUUUAUCUUUACAGAUAGGGAACACUUCUACCUUGUUUGUAAUAUUUUAACAUCUCAUUCUUUUAGUGUCCCUUGGACAUGCUUUCAUUUUAUCCAAUGGACACAUUGCUUUUUAUUUUGGCGAUCAGCCUCCAGUUACUGUUUAAGUACAUCUCACAUCCUUAGAUAUGACUCUAUCAAUUAAGAUAUCCAAAAACAGAGAUGGAAGGUCUGCAGAUCUAUUAUCUGUAGCAAUUAUACUAGCUAUUUGUGUGUUUCCAAACAGAACUAUACUCUGGUAUCUGUUCAGCUUUCCCCCAGACUCCUCCUCCUAUCCAUGUUACACUCCAUCCCCUUCUCAGCCGCUGGUCGUCUCACACUCCACCCCUUUUUCAGCCGUUGAUCAUCUCACACUCCACCUCCUUCUCAGAUGCUGGUCAUCUCACAAUCCACCCCCCUUCUUAGCCGCUGGCCAUUUCACACUCCAACCCCUUCUCAGCCGCUGGUCAUCUCACACUCUACCUCCUUCUCAGCCCCUGGUCAUCUCACACUCCAUCCUCUUCUCAGCCUUUGGUCAUCUCACCCUCCACUUCCUUCUCAGCCCCUGGUCAUCUCACACUCCACCUCUUCUCAGCCUUUGGUCAUCUCACCCUCCACUUCCUUCUCAGCCCCUGGUCAUCUCACACUCCAUCCUCUUCUCAGCCUUUGGUCAUCUCACCCUCCACUUCCUUCUCAGCACCUGGUCAUCUCACACUCCACCCCUUCUCAGCACCUGGUCAUCUCACACUCCACCCCUUCUCAGCCCCUGGUCAUCUCACACGCCACCCCUUCUCAGCCCCUGGUCAUCUCACACGCCACCCCUUCUCAGCCCCUGGUCACCACAUACUUAACCCCUUCUCAGCCCCUGGUCAUCUCACACUCCAACCCCUUCUCAGCCCAUGGUCAUCUCACACUCACCCUCUACUCAGCUCCUGGUCUGCUCAUACUUCACCCCCUUCUCAGCCCCUAGUAAUCUCACACUUCACCCCUUCUCAGCUCCUAGUCAUCUCACACUUCACCCCUUCUCAGCCCCUAGUCAUCUCACACUUCACCCCUUCUCAGCCCCUAGUCAUCUCACACUUCACCCCUUCUCAGCCCCUAGUCAUCUCACACUUCACCCCUUCUCAGCCCCUAGUCAUCUCACACUUCACCCCUUCUCAGCCCCUAGUCAUCUCACACUUCACCCCUUCUCAGCCCCUAGUCAUCUCACACUCACCCUCUUCUCAGCUCCUGGUCAACUCACACUGCAUCCCUUCUCAGCCCCUAGUCAUCUCACACUUCACCCCUUCCCAGCCCCUAGUCAUCUCACACUUCACCCCUUCUCAGCCGCUAGUCAUCUCAUACUUCACCCCUUCUCAGCCCCUAGUCAUCUCAUACUUCACCCCUUCUCAGCCCCUAGUCAUCUCACAUUGCACCCCUUCUCAGCCCCUGGUCACCACAUACUUCACCCCUUCUCAGCCCCUGGUCAUCUCACACUCCACCCCCUUCUCAGCCCCAUGUCAUCUCACACUCCACCCCCUUCUUAGCCCCUGGUCAUCUCACACUCACCCUUUUCUCAGCUCCUGGUCAUCUCACACUCACCCUCUUCUCAACUCCUGGUCAUCUCACACUCCACCCCCUUCUCAGCCCCUAGUCAUCUCACACUUCACCGCUUCUCAGCCCCUAGUCAUCUCACACUUCACCGCUUCUCAGCCCCAUGUCAGCUCACACUUCACCCCUUCUCAGCCGCUUGUCAUCUAACACUUCAGCCCUUCUCAGCCCCUAGUAAUCUCACACUCCACCCUCUUCUCAGCCUCUAGUCAUCUCACACUCCACGCUCUUCUCAGACCCUGGUCAUCUCAUACGUCACCCUCUUCUCAGCCACUGGUCAUCUCACACUCCACCCCAGUGCUCAUUCAUCUCACUUUACCCCUCCAGCCACUACAUUUCCCCAAUUCCCUGUUUAUGUCACAGUUAUUAAGAGGACUAAAAUAAUGGAGGAUAAGCUAAUAGUAGUCGAGUACUAAUUCACAAUCACACAGUUCAGACAGUUUGUGGCAAGUGAGUUCACGGCAGCAAAGAACAAGCCAGCUCAGCUUUUUCCAUGCGGGACAGAUGCAUGUCUGCAGCCCUCUCCCAGUCACUUUGCUGAUAAAGUCUACUCAAUCGGACUGGUUUCCUAACCUAGCCAUCAUCUAAGUGCCAUGGCUCCAAGCCUGUUAAUGUAAGCCACCUUGCUUCUUGAACUAGCUUUGUGCCCAUUGGUAUAGAAGACAUUGUUGAAAUUGCCUGAAAGAUUGCAUCGCUCCGCCUGUGACCUGGACCCUUCCUCAGCCGAGCUUCCAAUAGGACGUAUUGCCAUAAUUUACCCAGUAUCUGGCAGAAAGGUGCAUUGUUCACUGCAGAAAGGAAUUUUUAAUGAACCACUAAUUUAGAUCCUGACUCCAUGACUAGCUACAGAUGGUAUCACACCUUCCUCUUCUAGGAAAGGUGAUUGAGAAAAUGGUUACAAGUCGACUGAAAGCCCGCCUGUCAUCCCAUUAACUCUAUGAUCCAUUCCAGUCAGGAUACAGAAGACAUGACACUAAAACAAUCCUGGUAUGUACUUAAUGAUCUGAUGGCAAGAGACCGAGGUGACUGUUCAAUCUUAAUUCUUCUGGAUCUCUCUGCAGCAUUUGAUACCAUGGACCAUGGGAUUCUGAUUGAGCAUCUGGAAAAUGUCUGUGGACAAGGUAGCAUAGUCCUUAGCUGGUUCAAAUCAUUUGUCACUAGCAGGUCACAGUUUCUUCUGGAGUAUACUCUUCAUCACCAGUGCCACUGUCUCUUGGGGUCCCCGCAAGACUUUAUACUAUCUCCCAUGCUUUUUGCAAUAUACAUGCUGCCUCUGGGUGAAAUAAUCAGGCGCCAUGGCCUGGUCUACCACUGCUAUGCAGAUGAUACACAACUGUACCUGUCCUUUGCUCUAGUUAUUGCUAACCCAAUAAAGACCCUAAAUGUCUGUCCAGCUGAGUUCCGAUAGUGGAUGAGUGCCAGUUGGCUGUGACUGAAUCUGAUAAAGCAGAGGUCUGUAUUGCAGUAGGACUGGUUGAUUGGGGGUUCAGAGUUGCAAUGUACUGAACAUGUGCGGAAUCUUGGUAUUGUCCUGGAUGAUUGCCUCACACGUAAACAUCUGGUAUCAACCACAAUCAAAUACUCAUUCUCCCAUCUAAGGAACAUAGCUAAAAUCCAGCACUUAAUUCCCUCAGAAGAUCUGCCUAAAGUCAUACAUGCAUUUGUAUCAUCACGCCUAGACUACUGCAAUGCCCUCUACCUGUGUCUCCCAGUAAAAGAAUAGCAUCGCUUGAAUACAGUACAAUAUUCAGCUGCCAGGAUGUUAACCUACCAAGCAAAUACCAGCCACAUAGCACCCAUUCUCUACUCCCUCCACUGGCUGCCUGUAAGAUGGUGAAUAGAUUUCAUAAUUGGCUUACCCACUUUCACAGCCCUACAUGACCAGGACUCAAGGUACCUGAGGCAGCUUCUGAUUCCACACUUGCCCUCUCGCUUACAGGGAUCUGGAACUGAAAGACAGUUAGUAACCAGGAUCUCCCUUCAUUUGGAUAUAGAGCUUUCAGCUUUCUGGCUCAAACGCUCUGGACCUUCCUUGCACAGUAUGCGAGACACCGACAUAAACAGAUUCAGGCCCCGCAUGCUCUCUUAUGCAUUUCUCCAGGUCCCUUUUCUUUUCUCAGAAAGGCAAAAACAACCCAGAUGGUUAGCUCUCUUUUCUGUAGACCUGUGGUUUCCAAACUGUGCCGUGGAACCUUGGGGCGCCUCGGGACACUUGUAGUGGUGCCUCAAGUUGGUGGUACAGGAUUAAUUCACAUUAUUUAUGGUCAAUGUAAUAGGCAAACCCAGUGCUGGUGGCUGCCAGUCAUAGUAUAUAAGGAGAAACAGAAGUGAAUCGCGUUCCUCACCACAUAACUGACCCUAAGGAUGACAUAUAGACACAAUUUACUUCAUUUCAUAUUGUAUGUAAAUAUCUCAAUUAGAAACUUUUGGCCUAGGAGUACCGUGAAAAAGAUUCUGAUACUCUACUGUGCUAUGAUUCAAAAAGGUUUGUGAACUGCUGCUGUAGACUAUUAAUCCUUACGUUUAUUUUGUAUCUUUUCUAAAAUGCAAAUGUGAAAACUUUGAGUCCAAUUUAGAGAAAAGUUCUAUAUAAUUCACAUUAUUAUUAUUAUUAUUAUUAUUAUUAUUAUUAUUAAGUGUUCAUUGCAGCAUUGUAAGAUGGGACUCUGACCAGCAAACAUAAAUGUCACACUGUUGUGGUUGUUCAUCAGUCCAUUAUGAAUAAGGAGACACGUGACGGAUGUAAUGUAAGUUAGCCAUUGAUUGUACGGAGUCUCUCCUCUGAUUGUCAGUAAUAAACCUACUUCUCCUGA
Messenger RNA from Pseudophryne corroboree (corroboree frog), 8040 nucleotides. RefSeq names its product PBX/knotted 1 homeobox 1 (gene PKNOX1). The transcript is spliced from 11 exons. Lineage: Eukaryota; Metazoa; Chordata; Amphibia; Anura; Myobatrachidae. The record is from RefSeq and is a predicted model, not a curated record. Bases 141 to 1508 code for a protein of 455 amino acids. Gene Ontology annotation, biological process: regulation of transcription by RNA polymerase II; angiogenesis. Gene Ontology annotation, molecular function: RNA polymerase II cis-regulatory region sequence-specific DNA binding.